This is a messenger RNA of Abrus precatorius (Indian licorice), 2230 nucleotides long. Its product is annotated as alpha-dioxygenase 1. Gene Ontology annotation, molecular function: heme binding; peroxidase activity; oxidoreductase activity, acting on single donors with incorporation of molecular oxygen, incorporation of two atoms of oxygen. The coding region runs from base 144 to 2075 and encodes 643 amino acids. The transcript has 10 exons. Lineage: Eukaryota; Viridiplantae; Streptophyta; Magnoliopsida; Fabales; Fabaceae. Gene Ontology annotation, biological process: response to oxidative stress. The record is from RefSeq and is a predicted model, not a curated record.
UCAUAGCCAUGAAGAACGAACCAAAAUUGAGAGCAACAUGUCCCCCCUCUGAGCUUAUAAAUACAGAUGCAACCUUAAAUAUCAGUAUACAUAUAUACCAACUUUUCAUCAAACUUAAUUAGCCUUGUGUUAGAGGAGCAACCAUGUGGCAUGUGGUGACUGAUCCCAUUAGAACUCUUGUUGCAAGAGUUCUACACCAUUUCAUCCACAAAGAUUUCCAUGAAGCAGUGGCAAGGAUGACCAUAAUAGAUGCUUUUCUCUUCAUUAUUAUACACUCCAUUGAUAAGAUGGGGAUAUGGCCUCGAUUGCCUGUUUUCUUAGGCUUAUUGUACUUAGCCAUUAGGCGCCAUCUUCACCAAGAGUACAACCUCUUCAACGUUGGAAGACAACCAGUGGGGAUAAGGUUCAACGCUAGUGAUUUUCCAUAUAGAACAGAUGAUGGAAAAUAUAAUGACCCCUUCAACGAAGUUGCUGGCAGCCAAGGCUCUUUCUUUGGCAGAAAUGUUCUCCCUGUGGAUCAGAAAAGCAAGCUAUUGAAGCCAGAUCCAAUGGUGGUAGCUGCAAAACUGCUAGCAAGGAGAACAUACAAAGACACGGGGAAGCAAUUCAAUGUGAUAGCAGCUUCUUGGAUUCAAUUUAUGAUACAUGAUUGGGUCGAUCACUUGGAAGACACUAACCAGAUUGAACUCAUUGCACCAAGAGAAGUUGCAAGCCAAUGCCCACUCAAAUCUUUCAAGUUCUACAAGACAAAGGAAAUUCCCACUGGAUUCUAUGAGAUCAAGACUGGAACAUCAAACAUCCGUACACCUUGGUGGGAUGGAAGCGUCAUAUAUGGAAGCAAUGGAGAAGUUUUGAAGAAACUGAGAACAUUCAAAGAUGGGAAGAUGAAGAUAUCAGAGGAUGGUCACCUUCUCCAUAACCAAAAUGGAACAGCAAUUUCUGGUGACGUUCGCAAUAGUUGGGCCGGUGUCUCAACCUUGCAGGCCCUUUUCGUUCAAGAGCACAAUGCAGUCUGUGAUGCCCUCAAGAAUAAUUACCCAGAGUUGGAAGAUGAAGAACUUUAUCGCCAUGCAAGAUUGGUGACCUCAGCUGUAAUUGCAAAGGUUCACACCAUAGAUUGGACUGUAGAGCUCCUUAAGACAGACACUUUACUUGCAGGCAUGCGCGGCAAUUGGUAUGGAUUAUUGGGGAAGAAAUUCAAGGACACGUUUGGGCAUGUUGGAGGAGCCAUCUUGGGAGGAUUAGUGGGUUUGAAGAGACCAGAAAAUCAUGGUGUCCCAUACUCUUUGACUGAGGAAUUUGUGAGCGUCUAUAGAAUGCAUUCACUCUUGCCUGAUAACCUAAAUUUGAGAGACAUAUCUGCAACCCCGGGUUCCAACAAAUCUCCACCAUUAAUUAAAGAGGUUCCUAUGAAGAAUUUGAUUGGACUACAAGGAGAAAAGGCCUUAACAGAGAUAGGAGUUUCUACUCAACUUGUAUCAAUGGGUCACCAAGCUUGUGGGGCACUAGAGCUUUGGAACUAUCCAAUGUGGCUAAGAGACCUCAUACCACAAAACACAGAUGGCACAGAAAGGCCUGAUCAUGUGGACCUAGCUGCUCUAGAAAUUUAUAGGGAUAGAGAAAGGAAUGUGGCUAGAUACAACCAGUUUAGGAGGGCACUACUAUUGAUACCUAUCUCCAAGUGGGAAGAUUUAACUGAUGACAAGGAAGCAAUUCAAGUAUUGGAAGAGGUAUAUGGUGAUGAUGUUGAGGAGCUUGAUAUUCUAGUAGGUCUAAUGGCUGAGAAGAAAAUUAAGGGCUUUGCAAUCAGUGAGACAGCUUUUGUAAUAUUCCUGCUAAUGGCAUCCAGGAGGCUAGAGGCUGACAGGUUUUUCACAAGCAACUUCAAUGAGGAGACAUACACAAAAACGGGGUUGGAAUGGGUGAACACAACUGAGAGCCUGAAGGAUGUAAUUGAGCGCCACUACCCUGAAAUGACACACAAAUGGUUGAAUGCUUCUAGUGCUUUCUCUGUUUGGGACUCACCUCCCAACACUCACAAUCCCAUUCCUCUCUAUCUUCGUGUUCCCCAUUAAUCUAUUUGUUCAAUGUUCACUUUGUUGUUCCUUUAAGUUAUUUUACCUGUUUGUGUAUUUGUAUUUGUAUUUGUAUUUUAGUUUAUGCAUGUACACUAACUUAUUUCUAUAUUGGAAUUCAGCCUAUUUAUGCUACAUGUAUUUAUUUUGUCUUC